AUAGCCCAUUUUUAACGAAACAAGCCACAGAGAGAGGAAAAAAUGGUUGCCGGCGGCACACCAGCCGUCGAAGCGCCGCCGCCGCCACAGACUUCGGAGGAGGAGGCGACCCCGCCGUACGGCUCUGUGGUCCUCGGAGGCACCUUCGACCGCCUCCACGACGGCCACCGCUGCCUUCUCAAGGCGUCGGCGGAUUUGGCGAGGGAACGGAUCGUGGUGGGCGUCUGCACGGGCCCUAUGCUCGCCAAGAAGGAGUAUGCCGAGCUGAUUGAGCCCGUGGAGAAGCGGAUCAAAGCCGUGGAGGAUUACAUCAAGUCUAUAAAGCCAGAACUGAUAGUACAAGUGGAGCCUAUUGAGGAUCCUUAUGGACCUUCCAUUACUGAUGAUAAGUUGGAUGCUAUUACUGUCAGUAAGGAGACACUAAAUGGUGGACUUGCCGUAAAUAGAAAAAGAGAAGAGAAAGGGUUGCCACUGUUGAAGGUUGAGGUCGUCGAUCUACUUUCUGGAGGUGUGGAAGGGGAGAAACUGAGUUCGUCUGCUUUGAGGAAGCUUGAGGCAGAGCAAGCUGAACAAAGCGAAGCAAAAACUGCUAUCCAUGAAGCUUCUUAGGGAGGAAAAAAAAUAUGUGAAUUUGAUUAGAUGAAUGCAUAAACGAGGGGUGAUCUGCUCCAAGCUCACUGUCAACAAAAGGAUAAUAAGAGCUGACAGUUUGGUUACAUUCAGAAGCAAUGCCCAUGACCCUGUAACACUUUUACUCUAACGGUCUAACCUUAUAAAAUCAACCUGGCAACAUGUACUCUUUCUACUGACCAAAAUUACAGAUUUUGUAUCGGCAUUGCCUUCUGAAUGUAAAAGGGGAAAUCCCCUUGGGUGUUGUCGACAAUGGUGGCAAAACUACAGAUGAAUAUUGUUCACCUUAUGUUAUGUACUCAUGUGGUGUGUACUUCAUAAGAACUCAUGCAAAAUAAAAAAAAUCAUUAUACUCUUGGUCCCCCUA
This is a messenger RNA of Setaria italica (foxtail millet), 997 nucleotides long. RefSeq names its product phosphopantetheine adenylyltransferase 1. NCBI's taxonomy places the organism in Eukaryota, Viridiplantae, Streptophyta, Magnoliopsida, Poales, Poaceae. The record is from RefSeq and is a predicted model, not a curated record. Gene Ontology annotation, molecular function: dephospho-CoA kinase activity; pantetheine-phosphate adenylyltransferase activity. The transcript is spliced from 6 exons. The coding region runs from base 43 to 609 and encodes 188 amino acids. Gene Ontology annotation, biological process: coenzyme A biosynthetic process.